Molecule: messenger RNA, 10315 nt
Organism: Xyrichtys novacula (pearly razorfish)
Lineage: Eukaryota; Metazoa; Chordata; Actinopteri; Labriformes; Labridae
Source: the annotation of a GenBank genome assembly
AUUGUUUUGCUAGCGCAAUGCAUGCUGGGUUGGUGACAUGUACUGGUUGCGCCAUGCUGAGUUGCUGUUAGCUGUGGCUUUGUUUACUUCCGGUCUUCACUAAUAUUCCGCACUGAUGCCUCACUGCGCUGCUUCAGGCUGUAGUUUUCAGUCAAAGGGAAACAGAGGGAGCGAUGUGAGUCUACACUGUUUUCCCACUGACAGGGACAGAAGACUGGAGUGGAAAAUUGCUUGUGGACGUUCAGAACUUCCACAGGACCCGCGGUUAUGUUCUCGCCACUUCACCCCGGACUGUUUUCUGAUCUUUAACCGACACAGACUUUGGAGAGAGUUCACGGGUUCGGAUGGUUUCAAACGGAGACUAAAGCCAAGCGCCAUGCCCACAAUCUUCUCACCCAGACAGACAGAAAGCCCCGAGAAAAAACUGAGUACAGUCCACCCGAGGAAACGACAGGAGCAGCAGGCGUUUGAUUUCCACCUGCGAGGAUGUCAACAACCAGAACCUGAGGGAGUAACCUCUGAAAUCACGACCACGGAGUCACGGGAUCAGUUCCCACAGCAGUCUGAAGGUUUGCAGUGUUCUCCAAAUCCAGACAAAGGAGGUCCUCAGAAUAUGAAGGUAAUACAUCAGAUAUAGUUCAUUCACCUCUGUAUCUGACUGUAAGUCUAGAUUCCACCCGGCGGACAGACAUUUCCUAGUUUAAUCCACAUGAUUGAGUUAACCUGAGGAUUAUUACCAUCAGACCUGCCGACACUCCCGUCUUUUCCCCCGUAUUUCAGACCUUCUCCCGUAGUUUGAUGGUCCACCUUCACUCAUGAAUCCGAUCUCUAUAUUCGUCCAAAGAUUGUCGUGUUUCAAAGAUUAACAGUUUCGGAUGAUUCAGGUUGAAGCUGUAAACUUUAUUUAAACAGCGUUCGUAGUGAAAUGAACACUCUAAUAAAAGGGAAACAAACACAAGAUCUAAUGUUUACGUUGAUAAUCUUUCAGCGUCUCGGAGUGAUGCGUUCAGGGCAGCCUCAGAUAAAAGAGUGCUGUAUUUCAUUAUUGUUAAAACAGACCUCUAAUAUCAUUAAAACAGAGCGCAAAUAUUGUUAAAACAGAGCUCUAAUAUUUUUUAAAAAAGAGCUCUGAAAUUGUAAAAAAAAAGUUCUAUAUUGUUAAAACAGAGCUUAGAUGUUGUUUAAUUGGAGCUUUAAUAUCCUUAAAACCGAGCUUUAAUAUAGUUAAAACGGCUCCAAAGUUGUUAAAACAGGGCUGUAAUUGUAUUAAAACAGAGCUCUCAUAAAGUUAAAAUAGAGCUUUAAUAAUGUUAAAAUAGAGCUCUAAUAAAGUUAAAAUAGAGCUCCAAUAAAGUUAAAAUAGAGCCUUAAUAAAGUUAAAAUAGAGCUCUAAUGAAGUUAAAAUAGAGCUUUAAUAAAGUUAAAAUAGAGCUCUAAUAAAGUUAAAAUAGAGCUUUAAUAUAUUAAAAUAGAGCUCUAAUAAAGUUAGAAUAGAGCUCUAAUAAAAUUAAAAUAGAGCUCUAAUAAAGUUAAAAUAGAGACUUAAUAAAGUUAAAAUAGAGCUCUAAUAAAGUUAAAAUAGAGCUCUAAUAAAGUUAAAAUAGAGCUUUAAUAAAGUUAAAAUAGAGCUCUAAUGAAGUUAAAAUAGAGCUUUAAUAUAUUAAAAUAGAGCUCUAAUAAAGUUAAAAUAGAGCUUUAAUAUAGUUAAAAUAGAGCUCUAAUAAAGUUAAAAUAGAGCCUUAAUAAAGUUAAAAUAGGGCUUUAAUAAAAUUAAAAUAGAGCUCUAAUAAAGUUAAAAUGGAACUCUAAUGAAGUUAAAAUAGAGCUUUAAUAAAGUUAAAAUAGAGCUCUAAUUAAGUUAAAAUAGAGCUUUAAUAUAUUAAAAUAGAGCUCUAAUAAAGUUAAAAUAGAGCUCUAAUAAAGUUAAAAUAGAGCUUUAAUAAAGUUAAAACAGUAUUUCACACACAGAUGUUCAGAGAGCCUCAUACAGGAGAGAGAUCAUGGAGAACAGAGGAGGACUUUAAUAUUAGUGGACUAAACAAGUUUAUAUCAUAGUUGUUAUUUUUUAUUAUUAUUUGUUUUUGUUAAAACAAAAAGGUUUGCAGCUUUACUUUGACUUAUUUGGAUGAGUUAGUUAAUUACAAAUACUCUCAUAAUGAGCUGAUACAAGGGAACCUCAAAACAACCACAAAAAUCUAUACCUAAAUGUUGGCAGGUCUGCUGUAAUUCUGCCGUGUAUCCACCAGGUGUCAAACUCACGGCCUGGGGUCCAAAUCUGGCCCAGGAGAUCAUCUCAUAUUUGUAUUAUUACUGUCCCACUAGAAUGAGGUCUGCAGAUUUCCUCUAGGAUAAUAAUGUAAACUUAAGUACCGUUAUUCAAAAUAUCCUUAAUAAACCAUGAAAAUCUGGUAAAUUAAAGAGUUAGGAAGGUUUGAUAAAUAGUCAAGAAUGUGGGAAAAUUGUGUUUAAUCCAUAUUUCCAAUUUUGCAGCUCUUUUUUGACAGACCAUCCAUACAGAUCAAUAGUUGAAGUUGUUAAAGAAUCAUUGAUAUAUUUAACCAUCGUUAAACAUCGUAUGUAGGUAAGAAGGUACUUUAUUAAUCCCAGAGGGAAAUUCAAAGACAAGAAUAAGUGUUCAAUGGUUUCAUGUUCUGUCAUACAAAAAAACGCAAACACAUGGGUUAUCUUCAGAAUUAAAGCUUCUAGCAUUUCAGCAGCAGGAUAAUUAUUGUUUAUUCAUUUAAACUGAAUUUUAUUGACCUUUUUGGUGAAAUAGAAACAAUCAGUCUUGGUUAAUGUCACUUCAGUAUCUGUUAUCUGUGUUUUCAGGGACUUUUUCAUGUCAUCGUUCGCUUUUCUUUAAACUUCCAAGUGCUUUUUUAUCACAUUAUUUUCACCCAGUUUCAACUCACUGGUUUUGGAAAUAUUUGUGACGGUGUUCAGUAAAUACUGACUGAACUUUCUGCACACGGAGACCACAGACCGUAGUUUAUGUCGGAGACGGUGCAGAAACAGUCAAACGUUUCUUCCUGGACUUGAUCGUCAUGUUCAUUCUCGGUCUUUCUCUGUCCCUCUUUAGGUGAUAAUGCCGGGAAACUGCUGCUGCGUCAAAAACUGCGGCCGGCGCUCUCACGACGACCUCGGGAGGAAACUGAACAACGGGCUGAGUUUCUACUGUUUCCCCGCCUGGAGGGCGCACGAAGGCAGCGAAGUGUCGGCGCUGACGAUGAGGAGGAGGGCCGCCUGGGUGUCUGCUGUCGGCAACAUGUCCUUCAGCUCCAUCCACAAAUCCAAGAGGGUGUGCUCCAGACACUUCCACUCCGGUCAGUCUUCAUGAUACAAGACUCAUUUUUACCGACUCUCACAGCAGCACCUGAACUACACACAGAAACAUCCGAAUGAAGAGGUUGAAGCCCGAAUGAUGGUUCAGUGAACGUGUUAUAGAAGUUUCCUUUUCUUCGUCAUGUUGGACCCUUCCUUUAGUUUCUCUCAGUAACAGGUGAACUCAGUGUCUACGCCUGACUGUUCACGUCAACAUGUAAAUGAGAAAUAUGUCAAUGUAUAAAAAAAAACACCAUCUGUCACAAACUGCUUUUGUUUAUCCAGUUUACUUCAAUGAAACUUGAGCAGAAAUAACAACAGAAAUAUCUUUGAACCAUCUUUGUAAAUUCUGCAUUUCUGAGGAUGAACGAUUUGAAAACUUCAGUAACGUCUUUAAAAUAUUUUCUAAAAUAAGUCAGUGGCUACACCGCGCUCGUUCAGAGCCACAGAUCCUCCCCAGUCUUGGUCCAGCUGUGAGACCGACGCUCUCAGUUCAUUUUCAACGUCUAGUUUUGAUCGGUAUUUGGUGUCGUUGUCGUUGUCGCCCUCGCGUUUUCCCAGAGGUCCGCUGAUGUUUGUCGUGGUUAGCAGUGCAACACAAUGUGAAGUAUUCCUUGUUUCGUGGUUGGGAUGUGAAACAGAACCUCCAAGUCCGAGGUCAUGGUCCUCAGUCAGAAAAAGGUAGAUCACCUUCUCCAGGUCGGAGGAGCGGUCCUGACUCAAGUGGAGGAGUUCAAGUAUCUCGGGAUCUUGUUCAUGAGUGAGGGUAGGAUGGAGCGGGAGAUCGACAGGCGGAUCGGAGCGGCGUCAGCAGUGAUGCGGACGUUUAACCGAUCAGUGGUGGUGAAGAAAGAGCUGAGCCGUAAGGAGAGACUCUGGAUUUACCGGUCGAUCUACGUGCCGAUCCUCACCUAUGGUCAUGAACUUUGGGUAAUGACCGAAAGAACAAGAUCGCAGAUACAAGCGGCUGAAAUGGGUUUCCUCCUCAGGGUGUCCGGGCUCAGCCUUAGAGAUAGGGUAAGGAGCUCGGACACUCGGGAGGAGCUCAGAGGAGAACCGCUGCUCCUCCACGUCCAGAGGAGUCAGCUGAGGUGUUCCGGACAUGGAACGACAGCGAUGAUGGCCUCCCUUUCUCUUCUGUCAGGAGUGUAUCUGUGAAUGUUCUGGAGAAUUUUGCGAGUUUUGUAAAGUUGCUGGUUCUUCUUUGACAGUCCUGUCGGAGAGGACAGACAGCGGGGAGUUUCAUACCUUAUAUGGGACAAAGCUUCAGUGUGAUGGCCGUUUCAGAUUUCCAUCAGUUAUCCGUGUUUUAUUCGUCCAUGUUGCUUCUUUGGGUUUAUACUGAGUCAUGAUAGAAAUAAGAAAGAACCGUCAGGACAGGAUCCAGGAGAGUCAGGAGGAAACUCUGACCUACAGCCAUCAGAACCCGUUUGACUGACCUCAUAGCGGCAGUAGCUCAGGAGGUAGAGCGGUCGUCCAAUGACCGGAAGGUUGGCGGUUCGAUUCCCCCCUAAUCCAAGUCUGUCCGUUGUGUCCUUGGGCAAGACACUUAACCCACCUUGCUCCCAGUGUGUGUCCUCCACUGGUGUAUGAUUGUGAGUGUUGUGUGGUGGUGGUCGGAGAGGCCGUAGGCGCAGAAUGGCAGCCACGUUUCCACCACCACCAAAGUGUGACUGUGUGAGCGAAUGAAUGAUGUAUCCAAUGUAAAGCGCUUUGAGGGUCUCUGAUAAAGCGCUUUAUGAAAUCUGAUGCAUUAUUAUUAUCAUAGUGGUGAGAACCAGUAACUGCAGGUAUUGAUAAGUUUUCUGUGUUUUAACACAGUGUCUGCAAACACAAAAUAACUUUAUUUUGACAUAUUGACCUUUAAAGGAUAAACUGAGUCUAAAUAACUCCUUAAGUCGACUUCACACAGAGUUACCAACAGUCCUGUCUCGUUGAUUCUUCACCUGUCUGCAGGUAAACCAGCCUACGAGAUGCUGGAGUCAGAUCCAGACUGGGUCCCUUCACUGGAGCUGGGUCACGACGAAGACGCCGAGACACGACCUGAGCACCGUCUCCCGUCCGUCAGAGACAAACUGUCGAGGAAAAGACCAGAGAAGCAUAAAAGAAAGGAGCGGGAGAAGACUGGGAAGAAGAACCGCUUCGACUCUGGACCUCUGGAGGGGAGAACUACGGGAGGAGGAGGAGGAGAUGGAGAAGGAGAAGGAGUUGAAGAAGGUGAGUACACUGACGAAGAGGCGGCUGAGAGUGAGCGUUUUAAAGUUUCUUCACUGAUAAAAGGAUGAGAAGCGUCGGCUCAGAGGUCGCUCUGAGGUAAAGUUUCUCUGACUCAAAGGUCAAAGGUCACGCUGUGGUCCUCAGCUGAUGUUUAAGAACAAGAAUCACACCUGCUCCUCCUCUUCCUCAGAGGGUCUGCAGAGAUGAAGCUCCUGCUGUCAGAUUCGGGUUGUAAUCUCCUUAAAUGUCGGUAGUUUCCGAACUUCCAUGUCGUGAAUUAAACGUCGCCUUUCUUCACAUCGGAGCGGAGUUCAGAGUUCGACCUCUGACCGGGCUUUUCUCUUACUCUGGGGUCUCAGGUCCUUCGAGAGCGGCGGGUCGUCCCUGGAGAGAAGUCAGAGCUCUGCUGCUGUCAGAGCUGAAACAUCAGCCAAUCAGCACGCAGCAUCCUGCAAACCGGACGCACCAGGAGGCAGUGCAUGCUGGGAAGGAGGCGGACUUCAGAGUAAGAGAAAAAGUCAAGUCUAAGAACUUAAACUGAUGAGAUAUGUGUGUUUUCUCACAGUCGAGGAGUUACUUCAACUCUGUUCCACAUGACUGACGCGUUAACAGGCUGAAUCUUCUUCAGAGAAUAAGAAUGAAAGCUGCAAAAAUAAGAGAGUGACGACACGUGUAUAUAAGCAGUUUCUUAUGAACAAUAAGACUUUAUUUAAGAAUAAAAAUAGUCGGUAAAAAGACUUUGGUGUCUGCUUAGAAGACCAGACCUGGAACAAAGUUUACUGAGACAAAAUCACAGGAAACACACUAGAUAAAAUAAGGAAUAAUCUGCAUAUGACUCCUGAAAUAUGUAGGAAAUAUGAAAACUCCUCCUCUGCAGCAUUCAAGACGUGUCUUUAUCAACCAGGGACAUAUUUUCAUUUAAUGUGGACAUGUACGUUUAUUCAAAUAUUGAUACAAACUCAGACAGAGAAGUUCCCUGGUAUUAAACUUGAAUUGGAUCCUAAAUAAUGUUUUCUUGGUAUCAAUCCUUCGUCCUUCUCUGGUCAAGAGUUCCUCCCUCAGCUGGUUCUUUGGUUCUGAGUGGACAGUGAUAAGAACUGGUCGAAGCAGAUCUCCCACUGAUGUGCAGAUUCCUAAUCCUUUAACUCCCCACACUCACGACCUUUGUUAUCGUUUUAUUAUUAUUAUUAUUAUUAGUAGUAGUAGUAGUAUUAUUAGUAUUAUUAUUAUUAUCAUUUUUAUUAUUAUUAUAAUUAUUAUUAUUAUUAACAUUUUUAUAGUUUUAUUAUUAUUAUUAUUAUUAUUAUUAUUAUUAUUAUUAUUAUUAUCAUCAUUAUGAUUAUUAUAGUUAUUAUUAUUAUUAGUAGUAGUAUUAUUAGUAUUAUUAUUAUUAUAAUUUUAUUAUUAUUAUAAUUAUUAUUAACAUUUUUAUUAUUAUUAUUAUUAUUGUUAUCAUCAUUAUGAUUAUUAUAGUUAUUAUUAUUAUUAUAAUUAUUAUUAUUAUCAUCAUUAUUAUUAUUAUAAUUAUUAUUAUUAUCAUUUUUAUUAUUAUUAUAAUUAUUAUUAUUAACAUUUUAAUUAUUACUAUUAUUAUUAUUAUUAUUAUUAUUGUUAUUAUCAUCAUUAUCAUUAUCAUUAUUAUUAUAAUUAUUAUUAUUAUGAUCAUCAUUAUUAUAAUUAUUAUUAUUAACAUUUUUAUCAUUAUUAUUAUUAUUAUUGUCAUUAUUAUAAUUAUUAUUAUUAUUAUUAAAAUUUUUAUUAUUAUUAUUAUAAUAAUUAUUAAAAUUUUUAUUAUUAUUAUCAUUAUAAUUAUUAUAAUUAAAAUUUUUAUUAUUAUAAUUAUUAUUAUCAUUAUUAUUAUUAUUAUCGUCAUUAUUAUUAUUAUUAUUAACAUUUUUUAUUAUUAUUAUUAUUAACAUUUUUAUUAUUGUUAUUAUUAUUAUCAUUAUUAUUAUUAUUAUUAUUAUUAUUAUUAUUAUUAUUAUUUUUAUCAUUAUUAUUAUCAUUAUAAUUAUUAUUAUUAACAUUUUUAUUAUUAUUAUUAUUAUUAUUAUCAUCAUUAUUAUUAUUAACAUUUUUAUUAUUAUCAUUAUUAUUAUUAUUAUUAUUAUUAUAAUUAUUAUUAUUAUUAUUAACAUUUUUAUUAUUAUCAUUAUUAUUAUUAUUAUUAUUAUUAUUAUCAUCAUCAUUAUUAUUAUUAACAUUUUUAUUAUUAUCAUUAUUAUUAUCAUCAUUAUUAUUAUAAUUAUUAUUAUUAUUAUUAACAUUUUUAUUAUUAUCAUUAUUAUUAUUAUUAUUAUUAUUAUUAUUAUUAUUAUUAUUAUUAUAAUUGUCUGCUUUGUUUUAGCCGUGCCAAAAUGAUUAAUUAAAAAGAAAGUUAAAAAACUGAAAUGCAGACUGCCUGCUCUUUAUUUUGGGCUCGGUCUGCUCUUUGACGGCUUCGUGUUGGACUAGUCUGACCCCAGAGUCCUGCGUCCAGCUGAGUCCCUGACCUCACCCCCGGGCUGGUUUACGUUCACCUGCUUCAGCUGCACUUUUACGGUUUUCUUCAUUUAUUUGUUGUUGUUGGAACUUAAACGUUCUCCUGUCAGGAACCACGAUCACAACGUCCAAAUAUUCUGAGAGUUGUUCCCCAGACAGAGUGAGACAGAGUGAGACAGAGUGAGAGCUCCCUUCACUUCUAGACCAUCUUUGUGGGGUUAAAACAGCCGCUGAGAUGAUCCUUAAUCACGUUAACCCUUUAAACCUGAUCAUUAAACGACCCUGAGUGAACUCAUGCUCUGGUUUUUACUGCAGGACUUCUUCAGAGAGUCUCUCCGUUCAUCUCUGGAGAACAUCAGCAGGUCCAGGACCCUGCAGACCCCACAGCCUCCCAUUGAUGUGGAUCCUGAGGGUCCGAGUAUCAGAGUUUCACCCGUGAAGGACUCCAGUAAGGACUCGUCUUCAUACUGCGUGAACUGUGUACGGCUGCAGAAGAAGGUCUCCAAGCUGAAGGAGGAGCUGUCUCUGCUCUCAGGAGGACAGGAGGACAUCCGGUCUGUGUCCAACAGAGCCCCCCUCCAACCAGACCAGGUCCCACAGAGUCCAGAGCCAGCUCAGAUAGAGGAGGAAGUGCCUGACUGUGAGUUCUGGAGAGGUUUGAGUUUCUACAUGUUUAUUUUCUGAAUGAGGUUUGUGAAGAUCUGCUCAGUGAUCAGCUGACCGCUAGAGUCCCUCAGAGGUCCACUACCCAGACCUAAACAAGCACAGAGAACCAGAGGUCCACAAAGGUCAUCUGAAGGUCUUCUCUGAAAAACUCAGCUGUUCCUCCUAAACCAUCUACACUCUGUUCCAUUUAUUAUACAAAUGAUAUCUCUGAUUUUCUGAACGAUGGACUCGGGUCCAGAGAAGUCUCUGGUGGUUCUGGAUCCUGUUUGCAUGGUUCAGUUUGGACCUCAUUAGUGGAGGUUCUCAUCAGUUCAUGUUCUCUUUUAAAAGGUUCCUGACAGUUUGGAGGACGCUCAUGUUAGCCCAGUAUCUGAAGUAUGUUGUCCGUCUGUGUUUUUAGGGGCGGGGCCUCUUGAAGAAGAAGAAGAAGAAGAAGAAGAAGGAGGAGGAGGAGGAGGAGGAGGAGGAGGUCGUCCGAUCAGCCCAAAGUUUUCAGCAAAGAACCGCAAACUCUCCAUGAAAGUCCCGACGCAGAGUCGACCUCGUUUUAGGAAGGAGUGGCUGAGCACCUUCUGGUUCCUGCGGCACUCUCCGAGCCUCAACAUCAUGUGGUGCCACGUCUGCCGCCUCUACCAGGACGAGAAACACUGGAACAAGGGGAUGAUCCGCGGCUCCAAGUGCUUCAAGAUGGACGUGAUCAAGGUGCACAACAACAGCAUGAACCACCAACGCAACGUGCUGUUCUACAAGGAGCAGCAGCUGCAGCUGCAGCAGCUCGACUCCGAUACAAGAGAGGAACAUGUCCUGCAGGGGGCGCUCUGACUCUCCUGUAAACUCUGUGACGACAUGUUGCUGCUAAUGUGAUUUUUUUUUUUUUUUUCUAAGAAGGUAAAAAAACGUGUAAAAGCUGUUCAGUAAGAAAUGUUGAGAAUUCAAUCCUUCGUUUUAUUUCAGAGCAACUUUGACGAUUUUGACCCAGGAAACAAAAAAACACAAACUUACAGAAGAAGAACCAAAACAGGUCCAAAGAUCUGAUAGAAGAACCAAACAGGUCCAAAGUUCUGAUAGAAGAACCAAACAGGUCCAAAGUUCUGAUAGAGAGGAACCAAACAGGUCCAAAGUUCUGAUAGAAGAACCAAACAGGUCCAAAGUUCUGAUAGAAGAACCAAACAGGUCCAAAGUUCUGAUAGAGAGGAACCAAACAGGUCCAAAGUUCUGAUAGAGAGGAACCAAACAGGUCCAAAGUUCUGAUAGAAGAACCAAACAGGUCCAAAGUUGUGUAAUGUUUACAAAAACAGCUGGUGGAACAUCUCGAUCAGGUUAGUCAAAUGACCGGGUUUAAGACGGACCUUCAGAGAGGUGGAGUUCCUCAGAAGGAAAGCUGGAGGAGGUUCUGGACUCUGUGAGAGACUGUGUGAGCGAACACUUCAACAGUUUCAGAAUAGCUAUCAGCUCACAGUCCAAAUCCAGUAUCCCUGAUGGUCUGGGGAUCAUCAGAGUCCAUGUCAUGGGGACCUUCCACAUCUGUGAAGGCUCCAUCGAUGCUGAACAACAUCUCCAGGUUUAGGAGCAACAUCUCCUGUCAUUCCCAUUAAAACCAUUAAAUAUAGUGUGAAGGCUGUGAAAACCA